Molecule: messenger RNA, 517 nt
Organism: Pseudovirgaria hyperparasitica
Lineage: Eukaryota; Fungi; Ascomycota; Dothideomycetes; Acrospermales; Acrospermaceae
Exons: 3
Coding region: 46-333 (95 amino acids)
Biological process (GO): mitochondrial respiratory chain complex IV assembly
Cellular component (GO): mitochondrial inner membrane
Source: RefSeq, a predicted model, not a curated record
AUUGAAGAAUAGUCGAUCUCUGGCGUCCGACGACAUACCACCAGGAUGAGGCCCAGUCUACCACUCAGAGUGCUUCCCAAAUCAAGCUACUAUGACAAGCACUACCGGCAGUCUCCCGCGAUGAUACGGGCGCGACAGACUUAUCUGGUGCGCAACAUCGUCUCUGGAGUCGGCCUGGGUAUCUUUGUCAUUGCUGUCUAUGCGUUCACGAUCAAGGCCGUCUCGCAAGAUGAAUUUAGCGACGUCGUUGUACCUGAAAAGCCCCGGUCAGCGGCAGCUGCACCGCAUUCGGAACCACCAAAGUCGAUGGGCACUCAGACGGUCGCAAAAUGAACAAGAGGAGAUGCUCGAGGGAUGUUAGUGACGGGGUAAAUCGGCAACGUGUACAUUAUCAUGAGACUAAGGAGUCGCAUCUACCGGCGCAUUGGCAUAAUCAACACCUUAACAGUUGAUAAGGAUCAGAACAUCCAGAAGGACAUAUUGUCAAACACACGUACCGCAGUACUAGGUCUUACAG